UCAGCACUGAAAAAAAUGUAAGCUGGGCAGAGCAGCAGAAGAUUUGUCAGUCAGAUAUUUAUAUAUUUGCGAGCUUUUUGUUCCGGAUUUAAUAAAAAGAAAAUAAGCUGCAAACUGCAAAACAAACUCACUAACAUUUUAUUUUAAUGUGAGUUCUUUACUGCGAGUACUGGACAUUGAUGACCAAACAGGAACUAACAGCAGUGGCAGUAGAUUGAUGGGUUUUCCCCAAAACACAACGAUGGCUUUGAUCCACUCUGUGAUUCUCUUCCUCUUUAUGAACUUCAGACAUUGCCAGCUUCAAUGUGUCAAAGAAGCUCUAAAUGACAGAGAGUUUUCUAUCAACGUGACAACACACAUUCAAGUGGAAUCUGGUGACUGCAUUAGGAUCCCCUAUGAAAUCAAAAUGCCAGAAAACAAAGUGAAGGUGCCUCAUCAAAGGAUUUGGUUCAGAGGAGAUCAACAAAAUGCAGUUUCUUCGACAGCUGUUAGAAAUACAGAAGCAGUGACAGAAGACCUCCUCAUGCUAGGGGCUCUGCCACGUGGAGAGUAUGAGUACGGCAUCAAACUGGAAUGGGACUGUAAUCAGACGUACAUUUUCCCAACACGGGUUCGUGUCUCUGUUUCUGCUUUGACCCGAAAACCAGACUUGUUGGUUCCUAUUAUCGAGGAAGGACAGCCUGCGACACUGAGCUGUUUUGCUCCUCGUUUAUGUUAUGCCAACGCAAUAACCAACUGGAAGCUGACAGGGACCGGUGGAACAAAUCUACCAAUGCGUCCAAAAUAUUUUGAUUGGAAUGAUAGAGGGUCACUUACACUCAGACCCAAAGCCUAUCACCACAACCUCAACAUCACAUGUGUGGCAGAGUAUGAAAACAACAUUGUUGCUGAGAAAACUGUCACCUUAAAUGUGAAAUUUACUCCUAGAAUUUUGGGUGCUUCCCAGUGCACGGUCAAAGGAAAGCAACUAGUCUGUGAGUGCAUCAGCUGGGGGAAUCCCAUGUCACCCAUCACCUGGCCUUUGGCGGCCUCUCUCACAGACUUCUCUGUUAGCAGUUACAGCACUGCCAAAACAGUGAACAGCAUCAUCACCAUACCUGCUGCUGACUACAACAGCACCAAGGUCCAAUGCAUCAGCAGCAAUGAACUGGGUCAAGUGGCGAUUGGAAUUCCAAUUCAAAACACAGGGAACUUGAAUUCUAAUCAGAGGCAGACAUCUACUUCAAUCCUUCUCUGGAUAACAGCUGUGUCUGCAUGUCUGAACCUGGUCUUCAUCACCAGCCUCGGCAUUUGCAUAUGGGGCAAAAGGUCACAAAAGAAAGUCGGUGAAGAGAUGAAAACCUACGCUUCCCUGAACAGGGAUCAAGUUGAACCAGAGUACAGUGUUAUUCCUCCUCGACUCACAUAAAAAGAACUCUAUCGUACAUGUGUUAGCCUUUUGCUUACUAGGCAUUGUUUAGGUUUUACAGAACAACUGGGUAAGAAAAUUUUUGUUUUUUAAUAUACACAUUGAUGUAAUUAGUAUUUAAGUGUAAUUGUAUGUAACAUACAUAGCCUAUAUAUAUUUUUUUUCUGAUAGUAGCAACCAUAUCAUAUCACACACAUAUUUUGGUUGAAGCACUUUAAGCUGUAAAUGAAAUCAGACCCUGGAGACUAAACACUUAAGGGUUAGACACAGUUGUGUGUCUUUUUAGUAAAUAUUGUAUAUGUCCACUCAGUGCUUAAUUUCACACCCGGAAUUACUUGUAUUCUGCUUCUCGCCUUUCUUACAAUAAAUUACUAC
Labrus mixtus (cuckoo wrasse) is the source of this 1783-nucleotide messenger RNA. RefSeq lists its product as uncharacterized. Bases 218 to 1408 code for a protein of 396 amino acids. The transcript is spliced from 7 exons. Lineage: Eukaryota; Metazoa; Chordata; Actinopteri; Labriformes; Labridae. The record is from RefSeq and is a predicted model, not a curated record.